ACACCAUCGAGGGCAGACGUGUUGUUUGUAUCAUAGUCACGAGACCACUCCUCACCUAUUUGAGAAGCUACGCUCUCCUCAGGAGUGACUGUAUGUGGUGUAACCACUGCUAAGAAGAUGGUAAGUUACUAGAACCCUGUUGCUGUCCAUGACCUGUGUACACCAGAAAAUCAAAACAUUCAACGAUCAUCCCCCAGCCUUCCACCCAUCUGCCUCAGUUUCUUCAGAACAGAGAAGAUACUUCUAAGAAUCUCUCUCCUCCAUCAUGAAGGCUGUUAUACAGAGAGUACAUCGGGCUUCUGUCACAGUUGGGGAAGAUGUUAUUAGUUCCAUAGGAAGAGGCCUUUGUGUCCUGAUUGGCAUCCACAAGAAUGACACUAAGCAGGACAUGGAAUACAUGGUUCGUAAGAUACUGAAUACUCGGCUAUUUGAAGACAAGACUGGGAAACGAUGGCAGCUGGGUGUUAAAGAUGCUGGUCUUGAAAUACUUAGUAUCUCUCAGUUCACGUUGUAUUGUGAGCUUAAAGGCAAUAAACCCGACUACCGAUAUGCAAUGCCCGGAGAAUCCGCACAGCAAUUUUAUGAAGGCUUCAUGACUCAUCUAUGCCAACAGUAUAAGGGUGAUAUGGUGCAAGAUGGAAAAUUUGGGGCAAUGAUGCAAGUGCACAUUGAAAAUGAUGGACCUGUCACAAUCACUAUUGAAUCUCCUCAAAAGAAGACAAGUGAAAUGAAUGAUUAAUAAUGUACAACAAGGUUACCAGAACUUUAUUUAUUACUGAUAAUAAAACUUAAUGAGUUUACAAA
Molecule: messenger RNA, 804 nt
Organism: Eriocheir sinensis (Chinese mitten crab)
Lineage: Eukaryota; Metazoa; Arthropoda; Malacostraca; Decapoda; Varunidae
Gene: Dtd
Product: D-aminoacyl-tRNA deacylase-like
Exons: 6
Coding region: 266-739 (157 amino acids)
Biological process (GO): tRNA metabolic process
Cellular component (GO): cytoplasm
Molecular function (GO): D-tyrosyl-tRNA(Tyr) deacylase activity
Source: RefSeq, a predicted model, not a curated record